This is a messenger RNA of Wickerhamiella sorbophila, 1446 nucleotides long. RefSeq names its product Peroxisomal catalase. Lineage: Eukaryota; Fungi; Ascomycota; Dipodascomycetes; Dipodascales; Trichomonascaceae. Gene Ontology annotation, cellular component: mitochondrion; cytoplasm; peroxisome. Gene Ontology annotation, molecular function: catalase activity; heme binding. The transcript has a single exon. The record is from RefSeq and is a predicted model, not a curated record. Gene Ontology annotation, biological process: response to hydrogen peroxide; hydrogen peroxide catabolic process. Bases 1 to 1446 code for a protein of 481 amino acids.
AUGUCGAAUAACGGUCCCUACUCUACUUCGAAUGGCUGCCCAGUCUUCAAUCCCUAUGCAUCCCAGAUGAUUGGCACGCCUGGUCCCCUCCUGCUCCAGGACACCCAUCUCAUUGACUUGAUCGCCCACUUUGAUCGUGAGCGGAUCCCAGAGCGUGUUGUCCACGCAAAGGGCGCCGGUGCUUUUGGUGAGUUCGUGGUCACUGACGAUGUCACUGAUCUCACUUGUGCCGACUUCUUGUCCACCGUUGGCAAGAAAACCAAGACCUUCACCCGUUUCUCCACAGUAGGCGGUGAGUCCGGGUCUGCAGACACUGCCCGUGAUCCCCGCGGCUUUGCCACCAAGUUCUACACUGAUGAGGGCAUCAUUGACUGGGUUUACAACAACACCCCCGUGUUUUUCAUCCGAAAUCCUUCCAAGUUCCCCCUGUUUAUUCACACCCAAAAGCGUAACCCCCAGACCCAUCUCAAGGAUGCCGACAUGUUCUGGGACUACCUCGUGCAGAACCCCGAGGCAAUUCACCAGCUAAUGAUUCUUUUCUCUGACCGUGGUACUCCCGAUGGUGUCCGUUUCAUGAACGGUUACUCUGGCCACACCUACAAGUGGGUCAAGAAGGACGGCUCGUUCAACUACGUUCAGAUCCACAUGAUCACCGACCAGGGAAUCAAAAACCUCAACAACGAGGAGGCUCUCAAGUUGGCUGGCGAGAAUCCUGACCACUCACAGCAGGAUCUGUUUGAAAGCAUCCAGAAGGGCGAAUACCCCUCGUGGACUUGUUACGUCCAGGUCAUGACUCCUGAGCAGGCCGAGAAGCUCGACUUCAGUAUCUUCGACUUGACCAAGGUGUGGUCUCACAAGGACUUCCCUCUCCGUCGUUUCGGCAAACUAACUUUGAACAAGAACCCUGACAACUACUUUGCUGAUGUCGAACAAGCUGCCUUCUCUCCCUCCAAUACCGUCCCUGGCUGGGAGAGCUCUGCCGACCCUGUUCUGCAGUCUCGUUUGUUCUCCUACCCGGACACCCACCGCCACCGUCUUGGUGCCAACUUCUAUCAAAUCCCCGUCAACAAGUGCCCCGUUAUGCACAACCCCUUCAUGCGUGACGGCCCCAUGUGCGUUGAUGGAAACAGCGGCAGUGAGCCCAAUUACCCUUCUUCUUUCAAGCCUUUGAACUACUCCAAGGGCCCCGCCCUUGCUGGUGUUUCUGAUCACGAGAAGUGGGUUGGAACUGCCACCGCCUUCCACUGGAGCGCUACCGACGCCGAGUUCAAGCAGGCUACCGCUCUCUGGAACGUCUUCGGAAAGACCGGACAGCAGGAUGCCUUGGUCCACAACGUUGUGGCUCAUGCCUCCAAUAUCAAGAGUGCUGAGCUCAAGAAGGCUGUCGUCGACAUGUUCGGCAAGGUCUCUCCUGAACUUGGCAAGCGUCUCGGCGCUGAACUUUAA